AUGAUUUCAAAACGGAACUACAUUCACAUAUGUUGCACUGUUUACACCAAUGAAAGUCCAAGUGGGAGUAAUUUUACCACGUCAGCACCACGUUGCUCGUCCUCCAUUAAAUUCCAGGCAGCACCCCGGCCAGUCUCUCACAAAGUCCCUAUUUCUAAGCCUGCGGCAACCCGUAACCCGGGGGGUAUUCCAGAAAGCGGAAGUGAACCGAUUCAGAAGUUUUCCACAUCGGCUCGCUUGUAUGCUGCUCCUGCACCGCUUGUUCUUCUACUGCUGACCAAACAUGUGCAGAAGGUCGCAGCCGUUAUUCUGGGAAGAAGUAUCAGAAAAUGGUGGAAAAGCUUGCCACCCAAUAAGAAGCAGCUCUUUCGUGAGUGGACAAGGCAGCGGCGAUGGUACCUUGUAGGAGCUGGCACCGGGCUGCUGGUUUUUAUUUCACUCUUUCUCCUGACCCACCUGGAAGAGUCUCCUGUGACGGGCAGAAGCAGGUUAAUGGUUUUCAGCAGAGAAAACUUUAUGCAGCUUGCCCAACAUGCUUCUGAGGAGUGCAUAAAGAAGUAUGAGAAAUUGUUUCUCCCUGUUUCAGACCCCAAGCAUCAGGUGGUUGAGCAGGUGAUACAGUACUUGGUACAGAGAAACCAGGACAUUGAUGGAAUUAAUUCUAUACCCUGGACAGUUCAUGUGGUAGCGAGUCCUUUGAACAAUGCCUUUGUUUUGCCUGAUGGGAAGGUAUUUGUAUUUACAGGAAUGCUGGACAUUGUUGAUAUCCAUCAGCUGGUUUUUGUAAUGGGUCAUGAGUUGGCGCACGCCCUAAUUGGUCAUGCUGCUGAGCAGGCCAGUCUCUCUCAUAUGGUGGAUUUGUUGUCUAUAUUCCUGUUGACAAUGAUUUGGGCGGUCUGCCCUCGGGACAGUCUUGCUGUGUUGGGACACUGGGUACAAGGCAGACUAGUCCAGUUCAUGUUCGACCGGCCCUUCAGUAGAAAGCUGGAAGCAGAGGCUGAUGAGGUUGGAAUGAAGCUGGCUGCAAAGGCCUGUGCAGAUGUGAGAGCUGCACAAGUGUUUUGGCAGAUGAUGGAGUUAAAUGAUAUAUUGAGUGGAGAGCCCACCAUCCCUGAGUGGCUUUCCACCCACCCAUCUCAUCGCAAUCGCUCCACACACCUUGAACGCCUUGUCCCAGAGGCUCUAGAGCUCCGCAAUAAAUGUGACUGUCCUGCACUUCCUGACAUCGAUCCCCGGAUUACCUUCUCCAAGACUGUGCAACUGUUGCUUGAAAGGCUUGAGAAAGAAAAAAGCAAAGCCCAGGAAAACAAGAAAGAAAGUGAAAUAACUGUAGUGUCUUAUCAAUGACCCAACGUUGGUUAAACAGAGUGAUGGUUACAUCUGCCCUGCUGCAAGCUCUGCUCUGUGAAGAAGACCUGUCUCCAUUUGCUGUGCCGUGAAGACUUCAAGGUCUCCUGAACUUAAAACCAUAAAAAGUGGUCAAAUUAAUGCACUUGGAUUAAUAGUUUUGGCUAUA
Messenger RNA from Trichomycterus rosablanca, 1516 nucleotides. It is a transcript of the gene oma1, whose product is annotated as OMA1 zinc metallopeptidase. The coding region runs from base 1 to 1347 and encodes 448 amino acids. Gene Ontology annotation, cellular component: mitochondrial inner membrane. Gene Ontology annotation, biological process: protein quality control for misfolded or incompletely synthesized proteins; mitochondrial protein processing. The transcript has 10 exons. Lineage: Eukaryota; Metazoa; Chordata; Actinopteri; Siluriformes; Trichomycteridae. Gene Ontology annotation, molecular function: metalloendopeptidase activity. The record is from RefSeq and is a predicted model, not a curated record.